Messenger RNA from Eruca vesicaria subsp. sativa (arugula), 186 nucleotides. The record is from the annotation of a GenBank genome assembly. Lineage: Eukaryota; Viridiplantae; Streptophyta; Magnoliopsida; Brassicales; Brassicaceae.
AUGGAAAAUAAAGGACACCUUCUUCCUGUUGAAGCAUGGAGACACAUUCAGAAUUAUAGCCUCAGUCCUGCAACCGGAUCCUAUCGAGCAACCGAUCAUUCCUACAAAAUGAGUAUUGUUAUGGACUUGGGAGUGCUUGAAACUAUCCAAGUCGCAGUGAAGUUUACACCUCGCGACAUCAAGUAA